AUGGGGGCGGCCGCGCGGCGGCCCGGGGCGCUCCCGCUGCUGCGGCUGGCCCUGCUGGCGGCGCAGGGCGGAGCGGCGCCCCUGCAGCCCGGCGGGACCCCCGCGCUCACCAAGAUCUACCCCCGCGGCAGCCACUGGGCUGUGGGACAUUUAAUGGGAAAAAAGAGCACUGGAGAUUUUCCUUAUGGUUUUGAAGAAGAAAACAAAACACCAUUUUCAGCAGUACCUGACAAUGCCAAGCAGCUGGAAGACUAUCUGCAGUGGGAAGAAAUCUCCAAAUAUUUGCUACGGCUGCUGGAAAGGAACGAAAAUAAAAGCGCUCACUUUUUAAAAGGAGGGCUUCCCUGGUACACCAGGAACACCUGGGAGACAGAUGACAAUAGCAGCUGGAAAGAUAUGAUGGACUAUCUGCUUCAAGUUGUGAAUAUGAAAGAGAGCACUCCAAGCUGAAAGAAGGUCUCUAAAUCACGAAGAAAUUGAAUAUUUGCUGUAAGAGACUAUAUUUCACAAGCACUUGAUUGUAUCAGAUAAUCAACAAGGUCUCUUUUCUGUACACAAGAAUUCCUUUGUGUAAAAUACCUAAAUACACAUAUUCUUGUAUGUUUCAGCAAUGACUAAACUCUCUCUACUUCAUUUUCAAGGUUGUAUUUUCGCACUUGAAUGGCUUUGAUAUAUAUAUACACACACACACACAUAUGAUUGUCACGGAAGGGUCUUCCAAUUAACUACAUGACUUACCUAUCUAAUCAGUUCAUAUCUUAGUUCAAAAUCACAUGCCAUUUCAACAUUCGCAAUAAAUAGUACUGAUAGAAAGGCUGAGUUCAAGCUUUUAUUUGAGUUAAUCAAUGGAAGGGGCAGUGUCACAGCUAGUAACAAA
Manacus vitellinus (golden-collared manakin) is the source of this 877-nucleotide messenger RNA. It is a transcript of the gene GRP, whose product is annotated as gastrin releasing peptide. Gene Ontology annotation, biological process: neuropeptide signaling pathway. Gene Ontology annotation, molecular function: neuropeptide hormone activity. NCBI's taxonomy places the organism in Eukaryota, Metazoa, Chordata, Aves, Passeriformes, Pipridae. The record is from RefSeq and is a predicted model, not a curated record.